This is a messenger RNA of Ficedula albicollis (Collared flycatcher), 522 nucleotides long. RefSeq names its product interleukin-6 receptor subunit beta-like. Bases 166 to 522 code for a protein of 118 amino acids. The record is from RefSeq and is a predicted model, not a curated record. NCBI's taxonomy places the organism in Eukaryota, Metazoa, Chordata, Aves, Passeriformes, Muscicapidae. The transcript is spliced from 3 exons.
UUCUGGCCUUCAGAAUCUGACGAAAAAGCGUUACUUGUGCUCAGCCGGGCAACUUCCUAUUUUGUCCGUCCCUUCGUGGUCUCUGGGAGGCAGAGGCAGGCGCCUGCUAAACCAAACGCCCGUUCUGCAGCUGAGCAUUUUCUGCCCAUUCUUAUUGAGAAGGAAAUGUUCAGCAAUUUGAUUUGGAUGUUUAUUCUGCUCUGCAGCUCUGUAGCAGAUGAAAAAUCUAUCAGAGAUGCUGACAUUUUUCCUUCAUCUCCUGUAAUUGAAAGAGGAUCCUCCCUGGAACUAUCCUGUGUUCUUAGAAAGAACUACUUGCCUCAGAGAAAUGCAAGCCACAUCAUCUGGAAACUGAACGAUACAUUGAUUGCUCCAGAAAACUAUAACAUUGUGAAUGAGACUGUAUCUAAUAUAACCAUCCAUAAUUUCACUUAUAACAUAGCUUAUGUGAAUUGUUCCAUGAAGUACUUGGACAAGGAACUACCUUUGGCACACACAGAAGUUAAAUCUGGGUGUAAGUAG